AGCCAAGUUAUUCAAACUUUGAUCACAUCAUCAACUUCACCAAUCACAAAAUAGUUCAACUACAAAGACUUUUCAGUUUGAGAUGAUGCUCCUUUUAAACUCUUAGUUUUCACUCUCUUCAACUUUCACAUAGUCAAUUCACAUUUUCUCACCAUUCAAACAUGAACAAACAACAACAUCUCAUCUUCACUUUCACAAUUUCAAUCUCCCUAACGAUAGCAGUCGGACUCGUCUCAGCUCGUCUUUUCCCCGACGUCCCAUUAUUAAUACCUCCGGUCAUCGCUCCCAGCGGCGCGUGGGAUGCUUUCCGGAACUUUACAGGUUGUCACCAUGGCGAAAACUACAACGGUCUCUCCAAUCUAAAAAACUACUUCCAGCGCUUCGGUUAUUUCCCCCACGCGCCGCUGUUAAAUUUUACAGACGAUUUCGACGAUGACCUUGCAGCUGCUAUUAAAACUUAUCAGAAGAAUUUCAAUCUUAAUAUAACUGGUGAACUCGAUGAGAAGACUCUUCAUCAGAUUGUUUUGCCGCGAUGCGGAGUUGCGGAUAUCAUCAACGGUACAACCACCAUGAACUCCGGCAGGGAGACAGAAACGACGUCCAAUACCGAUAGCAAGCCGCGGUUUCACACCGUGUCUCACUUCACUGUGUUUCCCGGGCAACCGAGAUGGCCGGUGGGAAAGCAGGAGCUAACAUACUCGUUCUACCCCGGUAACGAGCUUACGAAAACGGUGAAAAGCGUCUUCGCAACAGCAUUUGCGCGGUGGUCGGAGGUUACCACGUUGAAGUUCACCGAAACAGAGUUGUAUUCUAGCGCUGAUAUUAAGAUCGGAUUCUUCAGCGGCGACCAUGGAGAUGGUGAGCCGUUCGAUGGAAUUUUGGGGACUCUCGCGCAUGCUUUCUCUCCAACGAACGGGAGGUUUCACCUUGACGCUGCUGAGGACUGGGUAGUUUCCGGCGAUGUGUCGAAAUCGGCGUUGUCGACGGCUGUUGAUUUGGAAUCGGUGGCGGUGCAUGAAAUUGGGCACUUGUUAGGGUUAGGUCACUCUUCCGUGGAAGAGGCGAUUAUGUUUCCGACGAUAUCUUCACGGUUGAAGAAAGUGGUGUUGACGGAAGAUGAUGUAAAAGGAAUUCAAUACAUUUAUGGUAGGAACCCAAGUUUCAAUGGCUCCACGACUAUGUCUUCGCCGGAGAGGAACUCCGGUAGCAGUGGUAGCAGCGUCGCGUCUCUGUGGUCCCCGUGGGGACUUUUCAUUUCGUUGACAUUUGCUUUUUCGCAUUUGAUAUUAUAGGAUUUAUUUAAUUUUAUACUUUUUACUAUUUAGAAAUCAUACGGAACAUUCAUCAUGUGCCAUUAUGUUGAUAAACAUUUUAAAAAGCUAAAAGAAAGUUAAAUAGUUAGAUGUAUCUAGAUAUCAUUUGUGUAAUAUAUUUGGUGUCAGUAUAAUACUAAAUACCCUGUUUGAUAGAA
Molecule: messenger RNA, 1471 nt
Organism: Lathyrus oleraceus (garden pea)
Lineage: Eukaryota; Viridiplantae; Streptophyta; Magnoliopsida; Fabales; Fabaceae
Product: metalloendoproteinase 2-MMP
Exons: 1
Coding region: 162-1292 (376 amino acids)
Biological process (GO): proteolysis; extracellular matrix organization; collagen catabolic process
Cellular component (GO): extracellular matrix
Molecular function (GO): metalloendopeptidase activity; zinc ion binding
Source: RefSeq, a predicted model, not a curated record